ACCUGCCCAACUAAUUACCUUCAACCUCUCACUCUUGCCCUCUUUCCCUUUUCUAAUUUUUUCCCCUUAAAUACAACCUACACUCCCAUUCUAACCUUUGCCAUUUGCCACUCACUUUCCCCACAUUAUAAAAAUAACCCAUCUCCAUUUUGGUCUUCAUUACUAGUAUAAGCUAGUCAUACUUGCCAAUCUUAUAUGAGCUGAUCAGCAAAAAUAUAAGAUCAUAAAUAUUCAUCAAGUUAUUUCUCAAUAUGGCUGACGAUGGUCGCCCGUUGUUGGGAGUAAUAGUUUUGUUGUAUGUGUUGUUUUCUAGUUCGUUUGUUGUGGUUAGUUCCAAUAGUGCAGCAGAUUUUUUAAAGCCCGAAUGCUUGAAAGUCUCCAGUUACGAGUUCACCAGCUCAGUCAAGACCAUCGUUGAUGUCAUACAACAAGUCACUUCUAUUUUCUCUCAGUUUGGAAAUUUCCUUGGAGAUUUUCGCGUUUCGAAUGCCGUCUCUGAUUGCCUAGAUUUGCUCGACUCCUCUGCUGAGCAACUCAGUUGGACCGUCUCUGCUACUCAAAAUCCUAAAGGCAAACAUAAUAGCACGGGGAAUCUAAGUUCUGAUCUAAGAACAUGGUUGAGUGCGGCUCUUAUUAACCAGGACACUUGCAGUGACGGAUUCGAAGGCACAAACAGCAUAGUGAAAGGACUAGUCACUGGUGGUCUUAACCAAAUCACCUCUCUGGUUCAAGAUCUUCUGACCCAAGUGGAUCCAACGACUAAUUUCAAGCCCAAAAAGGUCAACAAGGCCCAUUUCCCGUCAUGGAUCAAGCCCAGAGACAGAAAGCUUGUCCAAGCAAAUGGGGUGGCGGCGGACGCCGUGGUCGCCGCCGACGGCACCGGUAACUUCACAAAGAUCAUGGACGCUGUUUUAGCAGUGCCGGAGUAUAGCAUGCAACGUUACGUGAUAUAUAUCAAGAAAGGAACUUAUUAUGAAAAUGUGGAGAUUAAGAAGAAGAGGUGGAACAUUAUGAUGGUCGGGGAUGGAAUCGAUGCCACCAUUAUUUCCGGCAACCGGAGCUUCAUUGAUGGUUGGACCACAUUUCGCUCGGCAACUUUUGCUGUGAGUGGUAGAGGAUUCAUAGCAAGAGACAUAACCUUUGAGAACACGGCCGGACCACAGAAGCACCAAGCCGUGGCGCUGCGCUCGGACUCUGACCUGUCCGUCUUCUACCGGUGCCGCUUCCGGGGCUACCAGGACACACUCUACACGCACACAAUGCGCCAGUUCUUCAGGGAAUGCGAAAUCAGUGGCACUGUUGACUUUAUUUUUGGUGACGCCACGGCCGUGUUCCAAAAUUGCCGAAUCCUGGCCAAGAGGGGCCUGCCCAACCAGAAAAAUACCAUCACGGCCCAAGGUCGAAAGGACCCAAAUGAGCCCACGGGCUUCUCAAUCCAGUUUAGUAACAUCAGUGCGGAUUCGGACCUGGUGGGCUUUGCUAACUCCACGUACACGUAUUUGGGCAGGCCUUGGAAGCUAUACUCGAGAACAGUGAUUUUGCAGUGUUACAUUAGUGAUGUUCUGAGGCCCCAAGGUUGGCUCGAGUGGAACGGAGACUUUGCUUUGGACACCUUGUUCUAUGGCGAGUUUAUGAACUAUGGGCCGGGUGCUGGCCUGGGUAGCCGGGUCAAGUGGCCUGGUUACCGCACGUUUAAUGAUUCGAGUCAGGUUCAUAACUAUACCGUCGCACAAUUUAUUGAAGGGAACCUUUGGUUGCCUUCUACUGGUGUCAAAUAUAAUGCAGGAUUGCAAUCUUAAAACGUUACAUAAUAAUUAUGUUGCUGAUCAUAGCUUCAGCUAUUAUUAUGUAGAAAAAAUCUCCCUAAAAAAUAUCAAUCGAUUUUCCUGGGUUUUGUGUUUUUGUUUCUGUAGUUUUUGUUUUGAGAUUGGUGUAUGGGUGUUUUUUUUCUUAUAUAAAUAGAAAUAUAAGCCACUAGGAUAGAAAGUUAUGUUACAAAGUCAUGUAUACAAUUUGUUUGUCUUCCACUAAUUUUCGGAAGUGCCUCAAUCAAUAUAGCCCUUAAUAUAUAUUCUUGGUAUUACUAUUUUAA
This is a messenger RNA of Humulus lupulus (European hop), 2092 nucleotides long. RefSeq names its product pectinesterase/pectinesterase inhibitor PPE8B. The record is from RefSeq and is a predicted model, not a curated record. Bases 252 to 1799 code for a protein of 515 amino acids. Gene Ontology annotation, molecular function: pectinesterase inhibitor activity; pectinesterase activity. Gene Ontology annotation, biological process: cell wall modification. The transcript has 3 exons. Lineage: Eukaryota; Viridiplantae; Streptophyta; Magnoliopsida; Rosales; Cannabaceae.